AUGUUUCGUUUCACCACUCUCCUUACUCUGUUCCCUGUGGCAUUGGCUGCUACGUGCGCGAACACAUUGCCAGUCACUGGAAUGGUCUGCCACGACUUCACACAGUCCGAUGGCACAAUGUCUGCGAUUCUAGUCAACCAUGAUCGCCAAGUUGUCGACGGUAUGCCUUGGAAGUCAAGAAAUGCCACAGCACAAGAUAGCACCAACCCGGUACCCGAGCCGUUCGAUGUGAACGUAUGCAACGACAGCACCUUUGUCCGCAACAACCCGCCCAACGUACCAUCCGUGGCAGAUUGCCGGGGCGUAAUGGAAUGGGCUCGAAGCAACAAGGUGGCAUGGUUGCUCGACAAACAUGAUCUAGCAAGUAGGGUUUUCCUACCACUGGUCACAUCCGGACAGUGUGUCUUCGCAGCGGGGUCCGAUGGAGGCGGCAUCCCGGAGUAUGGAAUCUACUUCGGAAAUUAA
Molecule: messenger RNA, 465 nt
Organism: Neoarthrinium moseri
Lineage: Eukaryota; Fungi; Ascomycota; Sordariomycetes; Amphisphaeriales; Apiosporaceae
Exons: 2
Coding region: 1-465 (154 amino acids)
Source: RefSeq, a predicted model, not a curated record